Molecule: messenger RNA, 1695 nt
Organism: Striga asiatica
Lineage: Eukaryota; Viridiplantae; Streptophyta; Magnoliopsida; Lamiales; Orobanchaceae
Source: the annotation of a GenBank genome assembly
AUGGAUUCCGCUAUUAGUUUGGGACGAACACCAAACCCAAACCCUACACGAUGGGUAUGGACGUUUGACGAGGAGCGUGCUUUAGUAUCCGGGUUGAAGGACCUAGUAGCGCGUGGUUGGAAAUGCGAUAACGGUUUUCGCUCGGGAUACACCACGGUUCUAGAACAACAUAUCCGUCAGCUUUGUCCUGGCAGCAACAUCAAAGCAGAACCGCACAUCUGUUCAAAGAUAACGGCACAACCAAAAGCGAAGCCUUUACGUGGCAAGUCCUUUUCAUUCUAUUCGAAUUGGCUAGACAUAUUUGGGAAGGACCAUGCAACAGGUGAGGGAGCACAAGGGUUUGUAGAUGCUGUCAAGGAAGUACUGAGCAAUGACGGUGACUGCACACAAAAUAAUACUUCGAGGCAUGUCGGAGGUGGCGGUCUUUCCGAAGGGCAAGACAACGAGGUUGAUUCUGAAUCGGCGCAUGGAGUUGAGAGCACUGCAUCGGGCGGGAUAGCAAGCGGAAACGUAAUUCGGAUUUGGGGUGACCAAGUCGUGGGGCUGAUUUCCACUUUAUGUGAAAAGACUGAUCAAAGGUUGUCUCAAUUGGUUGCCCGUGUCGGGUUUCAACAAGAUGCAAAGGAGCAACGUCAGAUUAUUGUUGGAGCACUUAAAUCAAUUCUGUCUUUAUCUAGACACCAAAAGUUUACUGUUGCAAAGUACUUAUGCAAGAAUAACGACGAGCUUGAUUUUGUUCUUGAGUACCUCGUCCAGGGGUGGACACUACAUGAGGAGAGGGUGUGCUACCGAUUGUUCUUUGGCAUUUGCCGUGCAACUCCUAACGUGGAUCAACCAGCGGUAUUCAACUCUCUUUGGUCAGUCCUUGCUCGCCAAGUAAGCGAGGCUAUGCAUAAAAAGUUCUCCAUCGGCAAGGUUAAAGCGAAGAUCAACAUGCUACACACCCAUUUUCGGGAGUUCCAACUCUACCUGACGAUCCCUGGAACUAAGGUGGUUGGUGAAGGCGGACAUGUUCGGGUCAGCGCAACCUAUUGGAUCUACGUCGGGCAGGUGAUAUUUUCAACUUUGAGUUAUUUUACUUUCAAGUACAACUUUUGGGUUUACUUUCGUGUUCAACUUUUGUUAUUUUACCUAACCUAUGUAUGUUUUCCCUCAAUAAUACAAUCUACUGUUGUGUUUGUUCAUUUUGCAAAGGAGACCGACUAUGAAAGCUUCUUCCGCCGUUACGGCUUCCCAUGGUAUAAUGAAUGCGUUGAAUUGGGGGAACUAUGUGCUGUGGCGGAGGUUGAUAUGGCUAGAGGUCCAGGUUGUUCGACUAACAAUCCACUGGAUUUUCAGAAUUUGGACGAGUAUGACCAAGUAAUGGACGAACCUGUCAAUGGAGAAAAUCAGGGAGAUCAACAUAAGGUGGUCAUGGAAAACAUGCACGUGCACGUGGACGAGGAGAAUGAGGUUGCAAGCCGGGUCGAGGUCAUCAACAUUGAGGAUGGGGAGAAUGAGGUUGCAAACCGAGUCGAGGUCAUCAACAUUGAGGAUGGGGAGAAUGAGGUUGCAAACCGGGUCAAGGUCAUCAACAUUGAGGAUGGGGAGAAUGAGGUUGCAAACCGGGUCGAGGUCAUCAACAUUGAGGACGAGGAGGAGCCUGAGAGCAUGAAAUUGGACACGGAUGUGGAGUCAUGUGUUGACUCUGAGUAG